Messenger RNA from Lotus japonicus, 2141 nucleotides. Its product is annotated as tuliposide B-converting enzyme 1, amyloplastic-like. The record is from RefSeq and is a predicted model, not a curated record. The transcript has 2 exons. Gene Ontology annotation, molecular function: hydrolase activity. The coding region runs from base 43 to 2022 and encodes 659 amino acids. Lineage: Eukaryota; Viridiplantae; Streptophyta; Magnoliopsida; Fabales; Fabaceae.
CAUUCUCAUUCGGUAGAAAGCUAUCUCCUUCCUUCCAUUGAAAUGGCUUCCACAGCAUCCAACACUAAACAGAUCGUUACAGAGAUUCCUACCUAUCUCCGAGUCUUCAACGACGGCACCGUAGAACGCCCCCGUCAAGCACCGACAGUGCCACCGUCACUCCACGGCGACGAACGAGUCUCAUCCAAAGACACCAUCAUCUCUCAAGACCCCACAAUCUCCGCUCGCCUCUACCUUCCAAAACCAGCUCACUCCACUGAAAAACUCCCCAUCUUGGUGUUCUUCCAUGGCGGUGGAUUCUUCUUUGAAUCUGCUUUCUCCCAGCUCUACCAUGAACACUUCAACUGCGUCGUUCCACAAACAAAUCUUCUGGUUGUUUCCGUUGAUUACAGGCUUGCCCCGGAGCACCCUCUCCCUGCUUGCUACCAUGAUUGCUGGGCUGCACUUCAAUGGGUUGCAUCUCAUGCUGCAGAAACAGAGCACCCCACCAAAACAGAGCCAUGGUUGAUUAACCAUGGUGAUUUCAGCAGAAUCUUCAUUGGGGGUGACAGUGCUGGUGGUAAUAUUGUGCAUAACAUCGCUAUGCGUGCUGGGUCUGAGGCUCUACCUUGUGAUGUUAAGGUAUUGGGAGCUGUUGUGUACCACCCUUACUUCUACAGCUCAGAGCCAAUUGGUUCAGAACCUAAUCCGAGGCCUGAGCAGGCCCUCCCCGCUGUGAUUUGGGACUUGGUGUAUCCAGCUGCGCCUGGUGGGAUUGAUAACCCCAUGAUCAAUCCGGUGGGUCCAGGGGCACCUAGCUUGGCUGGACUUGGGUGUUCCAAGAUGAUUGUGUUUGUUGCUGGCGAGGAUAACAUCAGGGACAGAGGGGUUUGGUAUUAUGAUGCUGUGAAGAAGAGUGGGUGGCAGGGGAAAAUUGAUCUCUUUGAACAGGAGGGAGAGGAUCAUGUUUAUCAUAUCUUCCAUCCAGAAUCUGAGAGUUCCAAGAAGUUGAUCAAACGCUUGAUUGAGUUUCUAGAUGACCUUUCCUCUUCAAUGGCUUCUGCAACAACCACCCCAACCAAAGAGAUAGACAGAGACCUCCCUCCUCUUCUCCGAGUCUACAAAGAUGGAACCGUGGAACGUCUCCUAGGCUCUCCUGUCGUUCCAGCAAUCCCUCAUGACCCAGAAACAGAGGUCUCAUCAAAAGACAUAGUCAUCUCACAAACCCCCUUAAUCUCUGCUCGUAUCCACCUCCCAAAACAGAGCAACCCCCAAAACCCAAAGGUUCCAAUAUUGAUCUACUACCAUGGUGGUGCGUUUUGCCUUGAAUCAGCUUUCUCCUUCCUCCACCAACGCUACCUCAACAUCGUGGCUUCACGAUCAAACGUUGUGGUGGUUUCCGUCGAGUACAGGCUCGCGCCAGAGCAUCCUCUGCCUGCAGCAUAUGAAGAUGGUUGGGAAGCUCUGAAAUGGGUUACCUCUCAUUCCACCGACAACAAACCCAUCAACUCUGAGCCAUGGUUGAUCGAACAUGGUGAUUUCAGCAGAUUCUACAUCGGAGGUGACACUUCAGGUGCCAACAUCGCAUACCAUGUGGGUCUCCGUGUCGGUGGUGGAGUUGAGAAAUUGCCAGGGGAUGUGAAAAUUGCAGGGGCGUUACUUGCUUUUCCCCUGUUUUGGAGUUCAUACCCUGUUUUGGAAGAACCUGUUGAGGGGUUUGAACAGAGUUUGAGCAGGAAGGUUUGGAACUUUGUGUACCCAGAUGCACCUGGUGGGAUCGACAACCCUCUGAUCAAUCCUUUGGCUGAUGGGGCUCCAAGCUUGACAACGUUUGGAAGCAACAAGAUGUUGAUCUUUGUUGCAGGGAAUGAUGAACUGAGAGACAGAGGAAUCUGGUUCUAUGAGGCUGUGAAGAAGAGUGAGUGGGAAGGUGAUGUGGAACUCAUUCGAGUGGAUGGAGAGGAGCAUUGCUUCCAGAUUUACCAUCCUGAAUCUGAGAAUUCUAAAGACAUGAUGAAGCGCAUAGCUUCUUUCCUUGUUUGAACAUGAACUUGGGAUUAUCAUGUAAUUUCUGUUUUUUUACUUGUUUGUGAAUUGUGAUAGAUUGGUGGACUUGAAUUUCUGAUUCAAAUAAGACAUAAUAAAUUGGAGUAUUAUGCAUA